Haliotis rubra (blacklip abalone) is the source of this 1481-nucleotide messenger RNA. Its product is annotated as phosphoribosyl pyrophosphate synthase-associated protein 1-like. Lineage: Eukaryota; Metazoa; Mollusca; Gastropoda; Lepetellida; Haliotidae. Gene Ontology annotation, cellular component: ribose phosphate diphosphokinase complex; cytoplasm. Gene Ontology annotation, biological process: 5-phosphoribose 1-diphosphate biosynthetic process; purine nucleotide biosynthetic process. Gene Ontology annotation, molecular function: magnesium ion binding; ribose phosphate diphosphokinase activity. The record is from RefSeq and is a predicted model, not a curated record. The transcript is spliced from 9 exons. Bases 15 to 1103 code for a protein of 362 amino acids.
UCUCGGAGUUAGCGAUGAGUACUGUAUCAACGGGAACAAAAUGUCCUAUGAUUGUUGUGGCUGGCAACUCUCACACGGAACUAGCAAACUCCAUUGCAAAACGUCUGGGCACUAGGUUGGGUGAUGCUUCUGUCUACCACAAGACCAACAGAGAGACAACUGUAGAGAUCAAGGAGUCUGUGCGAGGGAAGGAUGUCUACAUCAUACAGACUGGCACAAAGGAUGUCAACAAUGACAUCAUGGAACUGCUCAUCCUCGCCUACGCCUGCAAGACCAGCUCAGCUCGCAACAUCAUCGGCGUUAUACCGUAUCUACCCUACUCCAAACAGAGUAAGAUGAGGAAGAGAGGCUCUAUUGUCUGCAAGCUGUUAGCCACCAUGUUGGGCCGAUCAGGUCUGACACACAUCAUCACUAUGGACCUCCACCAGAAGGAGAUCCAGGCCUUCUUUGACGUCCCAGUUGACAACCUCCGAGCCUCUCCAUUCCUCGUUGACUAUGUUAAGGAGUUCAUUCCCGACUACAGGAAUGCUGUGAUAGUUGCCCGGAACCCCAACUCAGUGAAGCGAGCGUCCUCUUACGCAGAACGGCUGCGACUCAGUAUUGCCGUCAUCCAUGGGGAGGAGAAGAUUGAGGAGUUGGGAUGUGAUGGGAGGAACUCUCCCCCUCCCCUGCCGGAGGACGAACAGCUCCCAAGAAACCAUGAGUUCGGAAUAGAGACUCUGCCAACAAUACUAGCGAAAGAGAAGCCGCCCCUGAACGUGGUGGGAGACGUCGGCGGCAGGAUAGCCAUCAUUGUGGAUGACAUGAUAGAUGACGUGUUGUUGUUCGUGAAGACAGCUGAGGCUCUCAAGGAACGAGGAGCUUACAAAGUGUACGUUAUGGCUACACAUGGCCUCCUUUCAUCAGAUGCACCGAGACUCAUUGAAGACUCUUGUAUCGAUGAGGUGGUUGUGACAAAUACUGUACCUCAUGAAGCCCAGAAGAUGCAGUGUCACAAAAUCAAGACAGUAGACGUCAGCGUCAUGCUUGUCGAGGCCAUCCGUCGGAUUCACCACCGAGAGUCAAUGUCCUACCUCUUCCGAAAUAUUGGUGUAGAUGAUUAACUGUGUAUGAAUAUGAGGAAUGUCUUCAUUCAUGAUCUUGUGUUGACCUUUCUGUAUCCUACAGAGGUCAGUGUUAGCUAAAAUGGUCUCAUGCUUGAGAAAGUUUCAUGAUGUCUUAGAGUUAUGUCCCCUGUGUGUUCAAAAGUCCAAUAGGUUCCUCCUAAGUUUGUGUUAAUACCUGAAACAAAACUGCCUAAAAGUUUUCGAAAUAAGGAACGAAAAGAGGUCUUUGCAAAUACAGUGAUAUGAAAAAACAAUGUAGGUCAUCCCUUGGUUAGAACGCAGAAAAUACCAAGGGGGAGCUAUCAUUUCUGAGAGUGCUGUGUUACCAUGGUUAUAUGGGUAUUGAAGUGUGCCCUUAAUUCUUGUGAUUAAGUU